This is a messenger RNA of Babesia sp. Xinjiang, 396 nucleotides long. RefSeq lists its product as uncharacterized. The record is from RefSeq and is a predicted model, not a curated record. The transcript has a single exon. Lineage: Eukaryota; Apicomplexa; Aconoidasida; Piroplasmida; Babesiidae. The coding region runs from base 1 to 396 and encodes 131 amino acids.
AUGCUCCCAUUUUUUGAAGAGCCAGAGGCAAAGCCGUCGUGCAUUGAACCUCUGGGCGAAUUCCUGUAUCAAUUCUCUGCAUAUAUCAGCGCAAUAACUGCUAUUCUGCUUUUUGCGUUAUAUUACACGAUACGAGAGGGGGAUACUUUCUUAAGUCGUGUGGAUUGCGUGUUGGCCACGACAUGCUUUUAUGUACUAUCCUUUGUGACAGCUUUUGAAACCAUAAGCGACCCUGAGCGGGAACUAAACGAAGCAGGAGUUGCACUGCAGUAUUUUAUGGGUCUAGUGACACUUACUGCCUUCUGGGUAUUCAUAUAUACUGAAGGGCUUGCCGGGCAAGAGGUUGUUGAUAUGGACACAUAUGAAGAAAUUAUCAUCAUCGCAACAUUAUUUUAA